AUGAGGGAAGAGAAAUUAGGUGCAUUAAGAAGAAGACUUGUAACUCGUGAAGAUUGUUAUGCUAAAAUUGUUUUUCAAAGGACUAAAGAGGGUAAAUAUUGGGUUUUUAAGUUUAUUGAAGCCCAUAGCCACAUUCUUGCCUCACCUAUUUCUAGGCAACAUUUAAAAGGGUCAUCUAGUUUAAAUAGUGGACAAAAAAGAUACAUUAUGAACAAUUUGAACUUGAAUAAAGGUCCAACAAGUUCAUAUAGGAUGUGGAAAGAACAAGUAGGAAGUUAUUUGAAAGCAAUUUGGGCUGAUGGUAUUAGUAGGAGAAACUAUUCAUUGUUUGGUGAUUCGAUAUCUGUGGAUGCUACUUAUGGUACUAACAAGUAUAAUCAAAUUUUUGUUCCUUUCUCGGGUGUUGACCAUCACAAAAAAUGUGUUACUUUUGCUGUCGGUCUUAUUAGUAGGGAAGAUGUAUCUUCUUAUACUUGGUUAUUUGAAUCUUUUUUGAGGGCAAUGAAUGGUAAACAACCAGAUUCCAUUAUAACAGACCAAGAUCCAGCCAUAAAAAUUGCUCUACCCAAUGUUUUUGACAAGUCUAUUCAUAAAUUCUGUUGUUGGCAUAUAAUGAAGAAACUAACUGAUAAAGUUUCUAUUGAUUUACGUAAUGAUGAUGAGUUUUUAAGAAGAAUUAAUAGACUUGUAUAUAAUAGGGAUAAUGAGCCCCAUGAAUUUGAAGAUCAGUGGUCAAAAAUGAUGUCGGAUUAUGAGCAUGCUAAUUUAAGAAAUAAUGACUGGUUGAAUAGUAUGUAUGAUAUUAGAGAAAUGUGGGUGCCCGCAUAUUUUAGAGAUCUUUAUAUGGGUGGUUUGUUUAGAACAACAUCUAGGUCGGAAAGUGAGAACAAUUUUUUCAAUUACUUUGUGAACAAAUUUCUUACAUUAGUUGAACUCCAAAUGAGGUUUCAAAGUGCAAUGGAUGUUCAACGUUAUAUGAUGCAAACACUAGAUAGUAAAUGCAAGUUAUAUUCUGCACCUUUGAAGACUCGUAUCCCUCUUGAAAAACAUGCUUCUAGUGUGUACACAGAUGUUGUUUUUAAGGAUUUUCAAGAACAAAUUCUUAGCGCACGCGAUGAGUGUGGUUUUGAAAAGAAUUUCGUUAGAGAUGGCAAGGAUGUGUAUCGUGUGGUACAUUUCAACACUGGGACAAUUUUUGAAGUUGUGUAUGAUGCACAAACAUUGUAUGUUGAUUGCUGUUGUAAGUUAUUCAAAAGAGUAGGAGUCUUAUGUAAGCAUGUAUUAUGGGUUUUGCAUCCAAAAGGCGUUAAAUAUAUACCAGAACCUUACAUAUUGAAAAGGUGGUCAAAAGAUGCUAGUAAAACACCUGUCUAUGAUAUUGAUGGCACAUUAUUGGAUGGUAAUAGUGCUAUGGAAUCUAGAAAAGGGGUUUUAGGAGAUGUUUGGAAUGAGGUACAUCGAUGCAUUAGUUUGGCAGAAGAUGAUGAGGAUGAUUUGGUUGAACUUUUGCACAAAAUGAAGUUGUAUUCAGCUGAACUUUUAGCAAAAAAGAAUCGUGGGCUUGAGAAGACAAAACGUCAAGAGUUAGAAAAGUGUUUGGGUUGUGAAGCUCCUAAAACAAUUACAAUUCAAAACCCUAAACAAUCUUCAAACAAAGGCAAGAGGAAAGAAAAAGAUCCAAAACAAAAGGAUACUGAAGAUGAAGAAGAGCAAAGGGUGACCAAGCAAAGACAAUGUAAAAGUUGUGGCAAAGUUGCAGGUCACAAUAGUCGUACGUGUCCACAUAAGAAAAAAUAA
Messenger RNA from Amaranthus tricolor (Joseph's coat), 1797 nucleotides. RefSeq names its product protein FAR-RED ELONGATED HYPOCOTYL 3-like. The transcript is spliced from 2 exons. Bases 1 to 1797 code for a protein of 598 amino acids. Gene Ontology annotation, biological process: regulation of DNA-templated transcription. NCBI's taxonomy places the organism in Eukaryota, Viridiplantae, Streptophyta, Magnoliopsida, Caryophyllales, Amaranthaceae. Gene Ontology annotation, molecular function: zinc ion binding. The record is from RefSeq and is a predicted model, not a curated record.